GGCUUUGUUUUCUUAUUUGCCUUAAAAACAAUUUUAUAAAUUUAUUUCAACGACCGACUCUUACAUUUGCCCCUCUCUUCUUUUCCUCUUCUCUUAAUUAGGCUACUCUUCUGCCAGAGACAACCCUAGGUGCAAGCUCCCCUCCCAAAUCCAUUACAAUUUCCGAAUCGGUAUCCCUGCAAAGAAGUUGAAGAUUUUCGAUUGAUUGGAGAUGCUGAGAGUAGCAGGGAGGAGGCUGUCUUCUCUCUCAUGGCUGUCUGCUCAGCCUUCGUCCGCCGCGCUAGCGUCCAGGAAUCCGUUCACGCUCGCUGAUUCAUCCUCCAGCGGCCGCACCGCAUCUGUUUCUUCACCUGCGGAUUCGUUUGCCUGCAUCAACUCCUUUCCCAGUCUCAUCCGAGGCUUUUCUUCUAAUGCCAUUGCUCCAGGACAUGAUAUUGGUCUGAUUUCGGAGUUGCCUACGGUGGCAGCUAUUAAAAACCCUAGCUCAAAGAUUGUCUACGAUGAGCACAACCAUGAGAGAUACCCACCAGGUGAUCCUAGCAAACGUGCAUUUGCAUAUUUUGUUUUGACAGGGGGGAGGUUUGUGUAUGCAUCACUGGCCCGUCUCCUGGUACUCAAAUUUGUUUUGAGCAUGUCUGCCAGUAAAGAUGUCCUUGCUCUCGCUUCUCUGGAAGUUGAUCUGUCCAGCAUUGAACCUGGGACAACUGUUACUGUGAAGUGGAGAGGAAAGCCAGUUUUCAUAAGGCGCCGUACUGAAGAUGAUAUCAAUUUGGCCAACAGUGUUGACAUCAGCUCCCUUCGUGAUCCACAGGAGGAUGCUGUUAGGGUUAAGAAUCCUGAAUGGCUUAUUGUUAUUGGGGUGUGCACCCAUCUGGGCUGCAUUCCCUUGCCAAAUGCUGGUGAUUAUGGAGGUUGGUUCUGCCCAUGCCAUGGCUCUCAUUAUGACAUAUCUGGUAGGAUCCGUAAAGGACCCGCACCGUACAACCUGGAGGUUCCCACAUACUCCUUCAUGGAAGAGAACAAGUUAAUGAUUGGGUGAGAAUUAACUUUCUUUCUGGAUUUCCUGCAGCAAGAGCCAGAAACCUGGGGGAGUUUAUAUUUUUAAGCUUGUUUGUAAGUUGUAAUUUCGUCUUUAAGGCUGUCCCGUCAUGCUUCAUUUGACUUGAACAGGGGCUCAGGUUUUUUGAAUAAUGCUGGCAACUUUCUCUUUCUUCCACCUAAAUAGUUGGUUUCUAAGAUUAUGACCAGAAAUAAAUAGUGCUGUAAACUGUUUAUCCAUUAGAAGCUCUUUGUUGAUUCUUGAUGUUCUUUAUAA
Messenger RNA from Salvia miltiorrhiza (redroot sage), 1315 nucleotides. RefSeq names its product cytochrome b-c1 complex subunit Rieske-4, mitochondrial-like. Gene Ontology annotation, molecular function: quinol-cytochrome-c reductase activity; 2 iron, 2 sulfur cluster binding. Gene Ontology annotation, biological process: mitochondrial electron transport, ubiquinol to cytochrome c. Lineage: Eukaryota; Viridiplantae; Streptophyta; Magnoliopsida; Lamiales; Lamiaceae. The record is from RefSeq and is a predicted model, not a curated record. The transcript is spliced from 2 exons. Gene Ontology annotation, cellular component: membrane. The coding region runs from base 212 to 1039 and encodes 275 amino acids.